Messenger RNA from Panicum virgatum (switchgrass), 2306 nucleotides. Its product is annotated as CASP-like protein 4A3. Bases 861 to 2045 code for a protein of 394 amino acids. Lineage: Eukaryota; Viridiplantae; Streptophyta; Magnoliopsida; Poales; Poaceae. The record is from RefSeq and is a predicted model, not a curated record. The transcript has 3 exons.
AAGAUUUAUUGACAAUUUUCACCACAAAAUGUGCAGCUUUGGUUUACAAGUGGGGUGAAGCAUUCGAUCAUGUGAGGACAUGCAUGAUUCGGAGAUUUGCCAAGAAAACCAAGCCUUUAAGCUCAAAAAUUCCCAAAUUAUCAUGUGUGGUCCUAAUGCUAACAUGUAGCGAAUUAGAGAUGACGAUUCAAUCCCACAAGGCCACAACCUAUUGUUGCCGCACCAAGCCCUCGGCAGUUCAGUGACGAACUUAGUCGCUGCCUCCAACGCUGGUUGCGACUUUCGGUUGUACUAAUUAUUAGGCACCAGGUUAAGAAUUUGUUUGGAUGGAUUAAAAUUGAGUGCUAAAUUGUAGUACUUAUUAGCACUUCUAUUUUUGCUAUUUUUAAAAAAACUUUGGCUAAAAUUUAGUCUAUCUUAUUAGCAUUUCCGUUUGGAUAGAAUAUUGUUAAACUUUACACUUUAGGGCAUUACCAUUUUGGAUACAAAUAUCCCUAACUCGUGUUGGACAUUUGGUGUCUAUAUUUCAAAAGUCGAACAUUUGGUAUCACCAAAGUUAGCUUUUGAUUGGUUAAUCACUUGCCAUGAUUCAAUGAGGAAAGAGCUGAAUAUUUAGCUGAAUUAUCAUUAAAUCAGGGCAUCAAGCCGUGCAGCUGAUUAGUAGUUCGACGUUGUUGCCAUUGAAUUUGUUAUCUUGACAGUUCAACGGAAAGGCACUGACGGAUCUCGCUUGCCACACACCUCACCAUCAACCAUUCAACCGGCCUCGUCGAACACUUUCAGCGUCAUUCUUCACUAGAGCUCGGCCGCACAAAGCCACCACUACCCGACGCCACAGCCACCAGCACUGCCCCCACUCGAUGGCCUCACCAAUCCGGCCGCCGCCGCCCCCGCCGGCGGCCGAUCCCGUCGCGCCUUCUUCUCCCCCUUCACAGCAUCUCUCCCGUGAUGGAUCCCUCUCGCCGGAGAACCCAGCAUCAGCUCCACCACCACCUCCUCCUCCUCCUCCUCUCUCGGCUGCUCCUACCCCCACUCCGCCUCCUCCCAGCGAUUCUUCUCCAUCCUCACCUCCGCAAUCCCCGCUGACGCCGCCGCCGCCGUCUUCGCUUCCGCCCAGCGCCGAUGCUUCUCCUCCCCUCCCGCGUGAGGGCCAAACAUCGCCGCCGCGCUCUCCGCCCCACCCCUCCCCGACUCCAGCAUCGCCACCUCCUCCAGCGCCGGCGCCCUCGGACGCCAAGUCGGAGCAGGAGGCGGCGGAAUCGGCCAGCGAGUCGGGGAGCAUGACGCUGGCCCUCGCGCCAACACAAGACUCGACGCCGCCGACGCCGCCGAAGGUUUCCUCGGCCGAGGCGUCACCGGCCGGUUCGCCGCUGAAGGAAUCGGCCGUCACCAUCGCGAAGCUCCUCUCCGGCGAAGACCUCGCGGCGGCGGAGGCGAAGCCCGCGGCGGACAAGGUUGCCCCUCCGAGCGACACCGGGUCACUCGCUGCGGUGGCAGCCGGCACUGGCGCUGGUGGAGGUGGAGGCGGCGUGGGGUCCAAGAGGUGGCUCAUAGGCGGCGGCGUCCCGGAGAAGGUGCGGCGCGCGGAGCUGAGGAGGGCCGAGCUGGGGUUUAGGGUUUCAGCCGCCGUGUUCUGCCUGGUUGCCCUCUCUGUCAUGGCCGCCGAUACCACGACGGGCUGGUCCGGCGACUCCUUCCGCCGCUACAACGAGUACAGGUAUGUACUUGCUGCGAGCGUCGUGGCUUUUACCUACUCGGGGUUCCAAUUGGUAGCCGAGGUGCAUUACAUUGUCACUAGGAGGCACAUCAUUCAAGCCCCGUGGCGCAGCUACUUCAAUCUCGCCAUGGAUCAGAUGUUAGCUUACCUCCUACUGUCAGCAUCUUCAGCAGCACUUUCUCGUAAUGAUGUUUGGAUGUCUCGGUUUGGAGGGGACCAAUUCACGAAACUGAUCAACGCUUCAGCCUCCAUGGCAUUCCUUGCUUUCAUUGCCCUUGGUCUUAGCUCAAUCAUCUCUGCUUACUGUGUCUUCAGCUUGGUAUCGUAGACCUAUUCAUGAGCAUUACUUGAUGUGAAUAGUAUGUCAUGGAUGUAUCUCGGGCCGCUGAACUUGGGUUGUGACAUCCUUAAUCUCUACAACUUGGGUGCACUGCUGCAGUAGUAGAUGGAACUCAAGAUUGGCUUUUAUAAAAAUUAAGUGGAUGUACCAAGGAUUCAUGCUGGUCUUCUCAUGAAUCUGAAAAGAUAUGCACCUGAGACCACUUCAAUUGCUGGGUAAUAAUUGCCAUACUAAUGUUGUGAUCCUGUA